Cadophora gregata is the source of this 1761-nucleotide messenger RNA. RefSeq lists its product as uncharacterized. The record is from RefSeq and is a predicted model, not a curated record. Bases 62 to 895 code for a protein of 277 amino acids. Gene Ontology annotation, molecular function: nucleotidase activity. Lineage: Eukaryota; Fungi; Ascomycota; Leotiomycetes; Helotiales; Ploettnerulaceae. The transcript has 4 exons. Gene Ontology annotation, biological process: pyrimidine nucleobase metabolic process; nucleotide catabolic process.
AGGGGGCUCCUGCAUCUCCUCCCUGAUUGGCCAACAGGGCUGGGUAGAUGACUCCCGCUUGAUGAGACCCUCACUCGUUUACAUGUCAACACAAUACAUGUUGCAUUUCUCCUUUGCUCCCUAUUCAGUUCGGUAUAUAAUAAGAAGACCUGGGCCCAGAGCUAAUUUCAGUCACAGUAGCUUCAACUUUGUUUUCAGGAAAUCAGCAAGCAUGGCAGCAAAUAGACCAGUAUUCUUUUUCGACAUUGACAAUUGUCUCUAUCCUAAGAGCAAAAAGGUCCAUGACCAUAUGUCCAGAUUGAUCGACGAGUACUUCAUGAAGCACUUGAAUCUCACUCAAGAAGACGCAUACAAGCUCCACCAAGAGUACUACAAAAAUUAUGGUCUUGCAAUUGAAGGACUUACUCGCUAUCAUAAAAUUGAUCCUCUGGAGUAUAAUCGCCAGGUCGAUGAUGCCAUCCCCCUCGAGGACAUCCUCUCACCAGAUCCAUCCCUUCGGAAACUACUUCAAGACAUCGACACCACCAAGGUUAAGCUUUGGCUCUUCACCAACGCCUAUAUCACUCAUGGAAAACGGGUUGUUCGAAUCCUCGGUAUCGAUGAUCUGUUUGAAGGCAUGACUUUCUGCGAUUACGGACAGUAUCCCAUCGUUUGCAAGCCUCGUGAAGAAAUGUAUGUGAAAGGGAUGAAGGAGGCAGGAGUAUCAGACUUCAAGGAUUGUUACUUCGUUGAUGACUCUGGUCUGAACUGCACCGAGGCUGAGAAACUCGGCUGGUCUGCUGUGCAUCUGGUUGAAGCAGGUGACCCUUUGCCUGCCGUCAAGCCGUGUAAGAACCAGAUCAGAAGUCUGGAAGAACUCAGAAACGUCUUUCCACAGUUUUUCAAGAGCUCAUAGACGGGACUUAUUGCAUAGGUUGAUGCUUGGUCGAAGGAUUGUGUUACGCUACUACAUGGCUGGGCAAUGAGACAAAACAAAUCUUGCGCGACAUGGCGGAGCUACACAGCAAGUUUGGUAAUAGACGGUUGAUAGAGCACCUGUAGAAAGGCGCCGCUGGUUCAUACAUAAUAAGAUUCAAUUCAUCAAAGGGAAGUGUGCUGGCUUCAUAGAGAAUCCUAACGCCAUUCCCAUCAUCCAGGGUAUUCCCAAACUCCAUCCCAAACCCAAGCCUCUUAAAAUUACCCAGUAAUUGAUAGCUAAUCCCUAAGGCCUCUUGAUGCUUCUAAUAACACUCUCCAACCUUGCUAGAAUCUCCUCGUUCUCCUUCAGCGCAACCUUGUGUAUCUCGUCCUGUGCCUUGAUCUCCUGCUCUAACUGCCUGAUCAUUCGUUCCUGGUCUUUUUCGCUGUUUUCUAGACCGGGAAGGACUGAGAUGAGGAACUCAAUUUGCUGCUCUUUGAGGAUCAAGUCCUGCGCGAGCUCGCGUUGCGCUGCUUUGAAGACGUCGGCUGGAUCUGGAGUUACUGCAACGGGGCUUAGCUCAGAGAACCAGUAGGUAACGAUCAUCGUAUAAAUAUACCGUCUGGUUCCUUUCCAGCUGCGUCGCCAUCGUUCUUUGCAUCCUGUCGUACAGUGUCGUUUGGCCCGAGUGUUGCAUAAUCGUGGUGUUUGUGGACGUAGAAAAGAGAUGCAACGAAUUGAUUUGCCAGCUUUGGAGGGUCAGCACUGAGGCCAGACUGGCAAGAUAGAGCUUACCUGAUCAACAGCAUCCUGCAGUUGCGUUAAUCGGUCUGUCAUGGUGGCAUACGGGUUUGAGGUUAUUC